Messenger RNA from Cladophialophora psammophila CBS 110553, 2016 nucleotides. RefSeq lists its product as uncharacterized. Gene Ontology annotation, cellular component: membrane. The record is from RefSeq and is a predicted model, not a curated record. Gene Ontology annotation, molecular function: L-amino acid transmembrane transporter activity. The transcript is spliced from 3 exons. Gene Ontology annotation, biological process: amino acid transmembrane transport. Bases 1 to 2016 code for a protein of 671 amino acids. NCBI's taxonomy places the organism in Eukaryota, Fungi, Ascomycota, Eurotiomycetes, Chaetothyriales, Herpotrichiellaceae.
AUGACGGACCUGCGAUCUCGCAGCCCGUCGCACGACGGCGACGAACUGCCGCAGACGAGACCCGCUGCACACGCCCCUCUGCUCGGUACCUAUGAUGUGUUCAGCCUCAUUGUCAAUAAAAUGAUUGGCACCGGCAUAUACACCAACGUGUCCACUGUAUUAGUCCUCACCGGCGACAAGGGCCUUACUAUGACGCUGUGGGCGAUAGGCUCGAUUUACACAUUAAUUAGCAUGUUGAUCUACCUGGAAUGUUCCACCGUCAUGCCGUACAACGGCGGAGAACUUGUAUACCUCGAUGAACUUACGUCCAGCCGAGGACGGUCAUGGCUCAAAAGGGCCCUAGGAGACGGCCUUUAUGCAUACGUGCAGUAUGCAUUCUUAUUUGUCGCAUUCUUCAAUUCGGCCACCAACUGCCUGCAAAUCGGGCGGCUGUUACUGUUCGCGAGAAACCCACAAGAGGAUCCGGAUCGCGACUUCUUACGCGUGAUUGCAUUCCUAGUCCUCUUGCUUCUGUGUCUUUUGCAAUACUUCUCGCCUCAGUCAGGUCGCAUGCUCAACCAAAUUUUGGCAGGCGUCAAAAUCUUGUUGCUGUUGGUUGUGCUCUGUGCAGGCUGGCACGCGAUACAGGUUGGGAUGUACCAGGGGGCAGGUUUCCAAGAAUGCGGCCCGCCGUCAGCAACCAUGUCGAAGAUUCAAGUCGCAAAAGCAUUUCUCUUGGUGAUAUUUUCCUACGAAGGAUGGGAGAAUGCAACAUUCGUUGCUGGCGAGAUUGACCCACAGAGACCAGUGACCCUUCGCAAAGGGUUCAUUCUCGCCGUCUCCGUCGUCAGCAUCUUGUACAUCGCUCUGGUCGCCACCUUCCUCAAGGCCAUCCCGUUUGUUCCUGUUGCAAUCAACUACACACCAAUGCUUUUCGGUAAUAGCGAGGCGGCAUACAAGGCAUGGUCGGUUUUCAUUGCCAUCUCUUCUCUGGGUAGCCUCAACUCGAUCAUAUACACAUUCUCGCGCAUCAAGCAAAGCAUUGGAUCAGGCAAUAUCCUUCCCUGGUCGGAUUUCUGGAAGAGCGACUCGCCAUCUGCGGGCCACGAGGAAGCUCUGGACCAGUAUCUCGCGCCUAGAGGAGGCCUCAUACUCCACGGGAUCAUGACUACUGCCCUCAUUGGCGCAUCGGCAUCAAUCAAAACACUCCUAGAGUCAGUCAGCAUGCCGGGCAUGCUCCAGACGUACGCACACUGCGUCAUCCUGACAGUCAUGGGCUUUGUCGUUCUCAGACUUCCGUCGAGGACAAAGCACCUCGAGGAAGUCAACACGCGGGACCAUAAUAGCGAAACAGGAAUGGAUGUGCACGGAGGGAGCAACGGAUGGGAAUGGGAUCUGAAGUUGAGAAACUGUCGGGGUUGGUGGCGAUUCGUACCAGCAUUCUUCUGCAUUGUGUAUGGGUUGGCGAAUCUGUGGGUUGUCAUCCUCAGCGUCAUACCUCCCUACCGUGAUCAAGACGGAUUUCCGACGGCAGGCGUUUGGAGCAACUCGACUGACGGCAAGACCUUGACCUGUACGGACUCCGGCUCGAGCGUGAAUCUGACAUUCCCUUACCCUGUUGCUCUCGAUGAGGAGGAUGCGCUACAAGGCUGGAUCCUUCCCGCGACGACUUUCGGGGUCAUGCUCCUCGCAACUUGCUAUUAUCUCGCGGUCUUUGGCUCGAGCCAAGAGCCGCCUUUCUGGCGAUGGUGUCUGACUCAAUAUGCUGGCGUCCGGCCAUUGAUCCGCCAAUGGGAAGGGUACGACUGGCGCUUGGAACAAGUCCGACGGUUUGGAAGAAGGCGCGACAUCGCAUUCAACAGGAGAGACGAGAAUUCGGAGGUGGGGAUUCUGUACUGGCUAGGAGGCGGAUCAAGUUUGUUCGUGAACAAUAGUGGGAGCCACCCGGUGGAACGCUGGCACGACUACAGGCACGGAUGGGGAGAUGCAUGGCAGGAAUUUCACAAACGGCAUCUGAGGCGGAGGCGCAGUAUUUGA